This is a messenger RNA of Laccaria bicolor S238N-H82, 3507 nucleotides long. RefSeq lists its product as uncharacterized. The transcript has 3 exons. Bases 1 to 3507 code for a protein of 1168 amino acids. The record is from RefSeq and is a predicted model, not a curated record. NCBI's taxonomy places the organism in Eukaryota, Fungi, Basidiomycota, Agaricomycetes, Agaricales, Hydnangiaceae.
AUGUCCUACACGAAGAAAAUCUCCCUUCGCAUCCUCUACACUAUCAACAAUUCGCCUCAGUACAUACUUGCUCGAUCCCAGGGACCUGUUCCGGUCUCCCCGGUUUUCCAUUCACCAGACACAAGCGACUCGAAUACUCUUUACGCCACGGUUAAUCUCAAGACUUGUCUUGAAACCAUCGCUCGGUCUAGUCCAGAGCUUGCUCAAGACACGUCUCGAGAUUUUUCGGUUUAUGUCCUCGACCCUCUGGAGUCCAAUUCUGCGCCAGCUCCCGUGCACAUAUCCAACACGACGAAUGGCGAAAUUACCACUAACACAAGCCGAAAAGCUGCAGAGCAACCCAGAGGAGUGGCUGUUGGGUUUGGUUUGAUGUCCUUAGCGCUGCAGUCGCCAGAGGGAGACAUAACAUCGGUGGUAGGGACGUUAGUGAAGCAAGGUUCGCCUCUAGAGGCUCUUGAAGUGAUAUUUGCCCUCCGUGAGUUUUCCGGAGUAAAAAACCCAACAUGGGGGGCCUUAGCUGCUCAUAUUCCUAAAUCUAACCAUCCUAUAUCUUCUUUCGGGUCUUCGACCAGCCAUUCCAACACAACCGUGACCUCCAUAACGUCUUCACACAUGGCCUCAUCAUCGUACCAGACGACGCUUCACAUUCCCUCGUCUUCAUCAACGAUACUCCCGCCACCGGGAGCCACAGAGACAUCUUCGAACUCUGUUUCAACGCUAGCUUCAAUACACUUACGAACUGCGACUGCGAAAGCGAAAAUAAAGCGAAAGAAAACUGUGACCUCAAAGCCUUCAACAAUACCUUUCACUGAAUCCGAUAAACUGUUUUACACUGCGGAAACGUACAUCGGGGGCCCAAAAAAGAAAGGAAGACCCAAAUCGACACACAAAAGUUGGGCUCCAACCGAUGGGACCUCAGUUGCAUCCUGUUCCGGCUCUGACCAUCAUGAAGACGUAAUUGUGAUUGACGUCUCCGACAACAGCAAUGACAAUGCCACAAGCGUACCUGGCGGCGAUGAUGUUCGGCCAUCCAGUAUUUCUCAGCGACAUUCGGACCAAUCUGGAAGUUCUUCGAAACCCUCAAUAUCACAAUCAAAGCCGAAACCGAAGAAAAAACGGUCGGCUCCUGACCCAUCGAUUCCUCCAUUCUCAACGGCACCACUUAUCAGACGCCCCCAAGAACCUCCUAUAUUUCCUACCCCUUCCCAACCCAAAGCUGAGCCGAAAGCUGAAACGCAAAAGGACAUAACGCUGCUUGACGUCCUUGCAUUACUCUCCGCCACAUCACCCGCGGAUCCCGGGUCACAGAAUGCAGCGAUACUAGCAGCUCUCAACUCCAUUGACUCAUCUCGUAAACUUAAUGAUCAGCAUAUAGAGGAACCUAACCCUGCACUGAUAUCUGCUCUCAAACAACUAUUAUCAAUUUGUUCCAAACCCUUGUCGGGCAGUGAAGAGUCCCCGAGCCAGUUGAGCAAUGAUCAAACUCCACAGGCAAUCAGCUCACAAGAGGAUGAGAUCGUCGUCUUGGAUAAAGAGAAUGUCAACCCGAGCGUGUUCCGAAGACGAGCACAACGUGAUUACGAGGAGGCGAAGCUGCGUGGAUCGCCUCCCCCGGCGGGUCCCAGCUUAGGGACCCCUUUUGCUACGGCUGGCCAAGUUGAGCGGCAAGCGCAAGGUCCGCGCUUGAGCAGCCGGUCUAAUGAAAACUCCCCAAGCAAACCAGCUCCAACUCCGUCAGCUAUAUCAGGUGGCGCACCUGAACUUGGGAGAAAGCGAACAUUGAGUGACUUUUUGGACGGGGAAGAUUCUCGUCGCAACCGAAGCAAAGCAAGAGAACGAGAGCGGGCAGAGAGGAGGGAUGCUCACCGCCAUGCGAAGUCACACCGCCAACAGACUUCCACCAACAACAGCUCAAGGCAUUACUCAAGAUUGGUUGAGCAGCCGCGCCCAGAACAGUCCUCAACUUCUUACUAUAGAACUGGAGUAGAGCCUUGGACGUCUCCUCCGAGACCCCGGCUUGUCGACAUGUCGGAUUCAUGGGAAAGUGAAGUAGAAACCGCACAACCACGCCCAUUAGCCUCUCCAAAAUCUCAUAGAAUAUCAGCAUCCUCACCUGUGAGGUCCAACUCUGUCCACCUCCAAGCUCGGAAAAAAUACGUAGUUCCAGCGUGGGCCAGAACAAGUACAGCCACGCAGCCCAGGCUUUCAGAGGAGGCACAACGCGCCAUGCAGAGGGCUGAGCAGGAAAAGAAGGAGAAAUUGGAAGCAAGGAAAAAAGCUGCCAGUUUGAAUGCAAGACAGAGAACAAAAGCUGCAGCGUCGAAGACAAAUACCAAAUUCUGCGCUGCUCCAGCUUCUAAGGAAUCCCCCUCACGCGUAGAGCCUGUAACCGUCGCCCCAACGAGCAGCUACCCCUUAGUCGCUGCGGCCGGUAUAUUGCCCCUAUACUCAUCUUUCUCGUCUAAACACUGCCGAGCUUCUUCUCCACCACCCGAUCCCCCGCCUUUCCCGAGGACGCCAACACGAGAAGGGCGAACAAACCGCGUCACUUCUGGUGGAUUAGCCGAUUCCCUCUUCACGCCUAUAUCGAGAAGUGAAAGCCUGUUUGGUAGUGCCCGGACACCAUUAUUCUCGCCGAAAAUAGUUUUUGGAAUUUGCUCGUCGCCGCUAAGUAACCGAAAGGCGGUGAAAAGGUCGCCGAGUCGGCCUCCACUAAAGAAACAACAUCUCGCAACUGCAAACGCCGAACAGGUCCUCCAAGGAUCUAAGUUUCUUGGCAAAGACAACGAGGAUGAAAUUGUCUUGAGCUGGGGAUUGGAGGGCGCUUUUGAGGAACUUCAGUGUCCACCAAAUUCCCAGUCACUUACCAGCAGUGACGUCGACGUGGAGGAGGCAGUAACUCCUGCGAAUGAAUACGUCAGCGAGAAAAAAGAUCCUGAUACUGAAGACGCUGAUGAUUCUGAUAAUGUUGGUGUUCGCCAACAUUGGGAAGGCCUUCCUCCGUCUUCUCCCCCACCGCCAACUAGCCCUGCUUUGAUGCCCCAAGAUCCAGAAGAUGAGGAAAUGGGGGAUCUGGAACUUCCAUUCCCAACGUCAGACAUUGACGCUGACGGUAGCAGAUCCGAGUUUGCAGGCCUCAGCGAGGACACUCCUGCCUUUUCCGAAGAAGAAUUCGCUGCUUGUCUCGCCAACGGCGAUUUUUCUGCCUUUUUCUCCGACGACCAAGAUUUGGGAAAAGACAUUUCCUCUGACGUGGAUGUCUUUGACCAGUUCACGAAUUUAAAUGCUCCGUCAGACCAAUCUGAAGGAAAACAAGCCCCAAUGGUGAAUAUGGACCUUGAAGAAAUGGAUUUCACGGAAUUUUGGAAGACCUUCAAGCCAUUGGUCGAGGAGAACGUUGGUAUGGAUUUUAGCUCCGAGGUCGGAGACUUGAGGGGGAUGAAGACUUUGGAUCAUGCUAAACUGGCGGACGAUAUGCAGGCCUUGUUGAGUGGGUGCCUAAUGUAA